ACCCCACCCCCUCGCGUGAGGAUAUAAGACCUUUUCAGGUGCCACAUUAGUAUCUGACUGCUGUAGUUGACAGAUGGACGAACAACUUUAAGUGGUCUGUUUUUAAACAAUAUCGUCAAGGCUAAGAGAAACACCAACUUAAUUAUCCUCCUCGUGAUUCAAACUAGAAUAUAGUACCUCAAAGCGGGCUUCGCAGUUCAGGGUUCUAACUUUGCUACUGUCCUCGUGUUACUUCACUGACCAAACAAAACACGUUCGGAAGGAUGGCCGCUAUCAAAGCACUCGAACAGUGGUGCAAAAUCCAAUGUGAGGGGUACCGAGAUGUUGCUAUAACCAACAUGACAACUUCAUUCAAAAAUGGAAUGGCGUUCUGUGCACUUUUACACAAAUUCCGACCGGAUCUCAUAGACUUUGAUUCCCUCAGUAAGGAUGAUGUUUUCGAGAACAACAACUUGGCCUUCCAGAUUGCAGAAGAUCAGUUGGGGAUCCCUGCGCUGCUGGAUGCAGAGGACAUGGUUGCCCUGAGGAUCCCAGACAGGCUGAGUAUCCUCACAUACGUGUCCCAGUACCACAACUACUUCCGCGGACGAUCCCCCACCGGGGGUGUAGGUGGGGUGAAGAGGCCAGCAGAGGGCUCAAAGGAGGAGCCGUCUGAAAAGAAGAAUAUCCCUGUGGUCGCCAAAUCCUUUGUGUCUAAAACGGCCAUAGAGAACCGUCCACCUCCCAGUCUCAACGCUGAAACCUCGCCAGAGUUACCUAGGACGGCUGAUAAGAAGACAGUUCUGGUUGAGAACUCUAAUAAGACAGGCACUCUCAAUAGCAAGUGUGUUGCGUGCAAGAGCCAUGUCCACUUGGUCCAAAGGCAUUUUGUUGAAGGGAAGCUGUAUCACCGCAGCUGCUUCAAGUGCAGUGAAUGCUCAAACAUCCUUCUCACUGGGGCCUAUAAAGUGGGGAAAGAGCCAGGCAGCUUCAUAUGUAAUGCCCACCAGAGCACCCAGAUCGUCAGUGAGCCUCCUGUGGCUGGGAUCAGAACCGGGCCUGCCGGCUCUGUAGAGCGGCCCACAACGGACAUCAGCACAGCCCGCCCUGCCCCACGCCACUCCUCUGUGCUGUCCUCCACUCAGGCUUUUGUUCCGAAGCCGGUGGAUACCAGCCCAGCUCCCCAGCCCUGGACUGCCUCAGCCCAGAGGACCCAGGCAGCCCGACAGAAGUUCUUCCAGUCUGCUGCCCCGGAAGCCCCCCCUAUCGGGACCAAGCUGCCAUUCUCCAGAGACGUCCCUGCAGGGGAGAGGGUGUCCAUGAGUCCUAAGGAGCAGAACAGCAGGACAACCUCAAUGGUUGGCAGGAAACUGUCAGAGGAUAACCGCAACAAUAAUAACUCGUGCCCGUUUGUCGUCAGAUCAUCUCAAAGGAGGUUUGGAGAGGAGCCAUACUCGGCUGACAGACUGGCUAAAUGUAGCCAAGACACAGCAGGACAGCAAGCGACCCAGCCAGUUAAUAACUACACCCACAACAAGGAAACACUUUGGCAAAAAUCCAUCAACAAAGCAAGCUCCGGACCAACAGCUAUAUCUGUGAACACCAAAGAGGCCCCUAUUGACUGGCGGUCCAACCUCAGGUCUGUUAAGAAUGGACCAGAAAUGCAGAUCCCAUGCUCUUCUGAAGGUCAGUCAAUCAGCCUUAAGAAACCUAAGUCUGAAGUCCCCUCCACUACUGUUACCAACAAGGCCGUAAAGCCUCCCUCUCGCCUGCCACCCACGGCCCCCACCAGCUCUCCUCCGGCUGUGCCUGCUGGUUACUCAGCUCCCUCUUCCCAGCUGCUUCAACAAGGCUCUGGAGGACCAGGUACUACAAAUGGCAACUAUCCAACUACCAGCUCCUCUUUCUGUUCCCCCAUGGGCUCUCCUCCCCUUGUCCCUGUCUGGCACAGACCUCCCUCCUCUCGGCAGCCUCAGCACCGUGGAGGAGAAUCAGGUGAAAAGAAUGGGAGCUUGUCACCUACUCAAUCCCCCUCCUGUUUGCCAACUAUGCAGUCCAUCGGCUCUCCUCCAACCAAUUACAGAAGACUCCUUACCACCUCUGGUUCUAAAAAUGGAAAGCGUUUGUCACUCACAAACGCCUCCGGGUCUGAAAUGAGGUCACCCUUAAGCCAAAAUCAUCACAUUCCCAUGGAUGACAUUGUGAAGGAGCUGAAUGGGAUUGAGGACAGUUUGAGUGAUCUGGAGAGGGAGGGAGUGGAGAUGGAGAAGAAUCUCCGCACCUGUGAGGAAGAGGGUAACGGGGACAUCUUGAUGGAUCCUUUGAUGGUCGACUGGUUCAACUUAAUCCGAAAGAAGCAGAUGUAUAUUAGGAGGGAGUCAGAGCUUGUGUACAUAGUAAAGACCCAGGAUCUGGAGGAGCAGCAGCCAGGGGUGGAGCUGGAGCUUCGGAGGCUGUUAGAGAAACCAGAUCAUUUGAAGUCCAGAGAGGAGUGCUGGCAGGAGCGUAGGCUGAUGGAGAGACUGGUGGACAUUGUGAAUGGAAGAAAUGCCAUCGUGGAGGGGCUAGACAAGGACAGGCGGAGGGAAGAAGAGGAGGAUCAGCAAUUGAAUGAAAUGAUGCAGAGUCUUGGAGUUAGGAAAUCAAAAAACAAGAGGAAGUCUUCAGUUUCUAAGUUGUUCAGACGAAGAAGUAAAAAGACAGCCACGGAGUGAUCAUUAGGGGAAGAGUGUUCACUGUAGGAUCUACAACACAAGUAUGUUUAUGUCCUGUGUUUGUAACGUUUUAAACACCUGUAUUUAUGAAAGUGCACUGGGUGUAGUGGAACUUGUACUGUAUCACGUGUCAAUGGUGGGAAAACAUAUUGGUAAAGCACAGGAUGCUGAGUUUUUAAUAUUGUUAAACAUCUGAGCACAUUUGUCAACAUUAGUUUAAUGAUGUAUAUCACUUUGGUGUUUUGUGUUCAAUGUUCGAUUACGUUUAAGCUUCAGAAUCACUUUUGUUUGAUGUUUCAGUUGAAUUAUUCAUAGUUGAGGCACUGGAAUUGACUGAUGGGUUCUUCCACAUUUAUCAUCUGUUUUUGUUCCUUUUUGAGUCACAUUUCAUCAGAUGUUAAAUUGUAUUAUACACUUUUGUGGUUCUUUACUAUUUCUCACACAUGUUACUUAGGUUUAGUCAGUUUAUUCCA
This is a messenger RNA of Osmerus eperlanus (European smelt), 3166 nucleotides long. RefSeq names its product mical-like 2a (gene micall2a). The transcript is spliced from 18 exons. The coding region runs from base 264 to 2693 and encodes 809 amino acids. NCBI's taxonomy places the organism in Eukaryota, Metazoa, Chordata, Actinopteri, Osmeriformes, Osmeridae. Gene Ontology annotation, molecular function: protein binding. The record is from RefSeq and is a predicted model, not a curated record.